Messenger RNA from Sycon ciliatum, 1844 nucleotides. Its product is annotated as DDB1- and CUL4-associated factor 8-like. Bases 135 to 1838 code for a protein of 567 amino acids. The record is from RefSeq and is a predicted model, not a curated record. Gene Ontology annotation, cellular component: Cul4-RING E3 ubiquitin ligase complex; cytoplasm. The transcript has 3 exons. Lineage: Eukaryota; Metazoa; Porifera; Calcarea; Leucosolenida; Sycettidae. Gene Ontology annotation, molecular function: protein binding.
CACCAGACAUUGUCUGACUGAAUUGAAUUUUUUUUAUUGUCCUCAUGUUGCAGUCGCAUGUUUUACUUUUAGACUGCAGGAAUUGGGUGCGUAGAAUACCCUGAGGCUGAAUUGCGAUACGUCCUUGGCACAGGAUGGACGCGAGCCCUGAAGAAAAAUGCCAGGGAAGUGAAGGUGAACAGGGCAAGGUUUGUGACCAGAAAAGCAGGAACGUCGUCUCUUCAGAACUGGGUGCAGACGACAAAGAAAAGGACAGCAUGUCGCAGGAGGAAAGUGGUGCUACUCGAAUGGUCCAGGAUGAGGAAGCUGAUUCUCCUGUUGCUGAUGGUGCUGCCGGUGUUGCAGACGGUAGUCAAUCUCCAGAGUGUGAUGGUUCUCUUGUUGGAACAGAGAAUUCAACUGCUGGAUCUUGCGAGGAGUCUUCUGAUCAUGAUUAUGCCCAAAUAUCAGAUUCGGAAACUGACGCGUCCAUACUGGAACGUCUUUUUCCUGAAUUCCCCAGCUGCGACGAUGAGGAUGAGGAUGAUGAUGAUGAUGAUGACGAAAACACCAGCGACGAGGACAUCGGGGGUGGCGCAGCAGAGCCUGAUAUCCCUGGCUGCACGGAGGACACGCGAUGUCCGGCGAUGACGCGGUGGAGCACUGCGUACGACCUGCGGCGCCGCCACCUGGGCCUCUGCAGCGCUUCGUCACUGCGGCGCAGAGCCAUGAGCAGCUACGCGCUGGUGCGGCGACUGGACAAAGAGCGCGAGAUAGCAGGUCACGAGGGCUGCGUAAACACCCUACACUACAGCGAAGACGGAGAGGUGCUGGCGUCGAGUGGCGAUGACUUGAACGUGAUGCUGUGGGACUGGCGACGAGGCAAGCGUACGCUGGCCUUUGCCAGCGGGCACAGCAGCAACGUCUUCCAGGCCAAGUUCAUGCCCAGCUGCCUGAACUCGAUGAUGGUGUCGACGGCGCGCGAUGGCCUAGUGCGACGGCACCUGCUAACCCCGUCGGGCGACGUGACAUCCAAGACGGUUGCGGAGCACGACGACGCUGCUCACAAGCUGGCCCUGGAGCCGGGAAACCCGCACACGGUGCGCUCGUGCGGCGAGGACGGCAAGGUGUUCUCCAUCGAUUUGAGGACGGACGAAUGCGAGCUGCUAGUGCAGAGUAUGGAGUUGCGCAGCCCCCGGCACGCUCGUCUCUACUCGAUCUUCACCAAUCCAGUUCAGCCGUGGUACUUUGCCGUGUCUGGUUCUAGUCGAACCCUCAGCGUCUAUGAUCAACGGUACAUCACCGACGAUAGACCGGUCCAGCUCUACACGGUGAAGAGCAUGAAGGAGCACGCCACUGUAACGUGUGUAGUGUACAGCAAUGACGGCAAGGAGCUGUUAGCGACAUACAAUGACGAGUCCAUCUACAUCUUCAACACGGAGCUGAGUCGGACUGUGCCUGUACACCGCUACACGGGUCAUCGCAAUAACGACACCAUUAAGGGUGUCAACUUCUUUGGCCCGAAUUCCGAGUACGUUGUGAGCGGCUCGGACUGUAGGCACGUGUUCAUCUGGGAGAAAUCCACCGAGAAAGUCGUGCAGCUGCUGAAAGCUGACGAGGUGGGUGCGGUGAACUGCCUGGAGCCCAAUCCUCAGUGUAUGGCGCUGGCCACCAGCGGUCUGGAGCACACGGUCAAGGUCUGGACGCCGCACGCCAGGCGGCCGACGGACAUGAGCGGGCUCGAGGCCCUGACGUGGCGCAACGACAUGACCGAGUGGCUGCAGGACUCCAGCCCCUGGGUGGUGAACGUUGCUGCCAAUAUGCUCGGCAGUAGCGAUGAGGACGACAGCGACGACUAGAAUGGC